CGCUCUUGUGGAGCGAAUGCCAGUACACGCCGUGGUACUGUGGACUGUCGUACGCAUCACGCUCGGUCUAGAUAUAUUAUGUCUGUGGUCGUACGCUUGCGCUCGCUCCCACUUAUAUCACACACACCUACGAAGACGGCCUGACGCACGACGGACGCCCGACAUCACCGCGUCAGCCGUUCAGCUCACGUGUCGCACGUCGUUCAAGUCGCAGCGCUCGCCCUACAUGCAGUGUCGCUCGCCCUAUCCGUAACGCUAUGAAAAUCUGGACGUCAGAGCACACCUUCGAUCAUCCCUGGGAGACGGUAGCGCAGGCCGCAUGGAGAAAGUAUCCAAAUCCUAUGGUGCCUUCGGUCAUUGGGGCGGACGUAAUCGACAGAACGGUGGUCAACGGUGUCCUCCAUACCCACAGACUCGUCGUUUCUACCCAAUGGGGCUUUCCUAAAUGGACGCAAGCGUUAAUCGGCUACGCGAACUUGUGUUAUGCCAGCGAACGCAGCGAGGUCGAUCCUGUGAAUAGAGACAUGAUCCUCAGGACGCAUAACUUAACCUUCGGUAAUUAUAUCGCUGUGGACGAAGCUGUCAGAUAUACGCCCCACCCGAACGAUCCCACGAAAACGUUGCUCACGCAAGAGGCGGUGGUCACUGUUCGGGGGGUACCACUCACCAACUAUAUGGAGGACCUCUUAGCAUCAAAAAUUUCCUUCAAUGCGGGCAAAGGCCGACAAGGGUUGCAAUGGGUGAUCAACAAGCUCGAGUCCGAGAUGAAGGAGUUUGCCUGAAAGGCCCGGCCGCCGUCGCGAAACUUCUAAACUGCCGCUAUCAGCACAACACGAGCGCCGGCGUCGAUAGGGAGCGGCAACUUCUAGAUCGAACGAUUACGCGGAUCAGAAGAACAUUAACGUCCCGGGCUUCGUCAGAAACGAGCAGAUGAUUCGCCGCGGGCCAUGUAGAUCGCCUAAUUGAAUUUUGCGAAACUUGUUACUAACCGGUUUGCAGGAACGAACGUUCCCUUUGAAAGGCGAUUGCCUCCGCAACCGUACACUUGGGUCCAGACCUGCAAGGAUCUGCCGGACGGACGAGCGAGACUGAUGUAGAAAUAUGAAAAUACGUAGGUUUAACGGAAACGAACAAGUACAAGAAGGUUGGUGCAGCGAUUGGACGGCAAUAAUUCCAAACGCUUCAACCCGUGCUCACAUACGUUUGUCGACAGACCGCCGACUCGUGAUGUGAGCACGUAUCACGAAUUUACCUUCACUUAGCCAAUUGCAAUGUGCGGACGUCGCACCACAGUUUAGAGAAUUUAAAAACAAAUGCAUACCAAAAAUCUUCUAUCGAGUAUUAGACGUAAUUUCUUUGCAAAAUCCA
Messenger RNA from Vollenhovia emeryi, 1368 nucleotides. RefSeq names its product protein slowmo (gene slmo). Gene Ontology annotation, molecular function: phosphatidic acid transfer activity. The transcript has 5 exons. NCBI's taxonomy places the organism in Eukaryota, Metazoa, Arthropoda, Insecta, Hymenoptera, Formicidae. The coding region runs from base 258 to 782 and encodes 174 amino acids. Gene Ontology annotation, biological process: phospholipid transport. The record is from RefSeq and is a predicted model, not a curated record. Gene Ontology annotation, cellular component: mitochondrial intermembrane space.